Molecule: messenger RNA, 609 nt
Organism: Eucalyptus grandis
Lineage: Eukaryota; Viridiplantae; Streptophyta; Magnoliopsida; Myrtales; Myrtaceae
Product: protein SRC2 homolog
Exons: 1
Coding region: 1-609 (202 amino acids)
Source: RefSeq, a predicted model, not a curated record
AUGGUCUUCAGGACUCUGGAGAUAACUAUGAUAUCGUUCAUGGGCCGCGAGGCCGUCAGUUUCUACCUCGUCGGUUCUCUCUCCGGCAACAAGAGCGACAAGAGGCAGCGCACGCCUGUCCACAAGGACGGCAGCAUGAACCGCACCUUCGUCUUCCCCGUCGAUGGGGCCACGGCUCGCGCCGGGCGCCUCAAGUUCAAGAUCAUGGCCAAGCGCACCUUCUCCUUCGACAAGGACGUCGGCGAGGUCGAUGUGCCGGUCAGGGAUCUGCUCGAGGAGGGCGGCGCCGGCGAUGGGAAGCCGAAGGUGCUGAAGUACAGCGUGAGGUCGCCGUCCGGGAAGUCGAAGGGCGUUCUUGGAUUUUCUUUUAAGUUCCGCGAGGCAGCGCCCCCACCGGGGGCAUGUCCCCUGAACCCCGUGCCCACAAAUGGUUAUCCGUCGCUGGGGAACAGGUACGCUGUUCCACCGCCGGCAAGCCAGGCGGCGCUCAAGAAAGCCGGAGGCAAGAUCUUCAUGUUGAUGGGCAAGUUCCUCGAAAAGCUGCUGACCGGGGACUGCAUAUCAAAUGCAAUUAAUGAUGUCGGGUUCGAUUAUGGUGGCGAUAAGUAA